UUUGGUGGAAUGAUUUGCCACGAGCAGCAGCUUGUAGGAGAAUAUGCUCAGACUUUAGAAAGCGACAAAAACUUCAAACUUUUUCAAUCAUUUGAAGAAAAUAUUUCUAACACUAUCGAUAAAAAUCAAAAAGAAAAAGGAGUAAUUCAUUAUCAACUUAUCGAAGGAGGAGCCAAAACUAAGGAUUUUCAUAAUUUUUUGCAAGAUAUCAAACUUCCUGAUAACGAAAAAUACUAUCUUUUGUUAGACAAUGCUACCAUUCACCAUGCUGUUGGAGCUUGUAAAAAACUAGGCUUGCUUCCGAUUAAAGAACUGUUAAUUAGCAAGAAAAUUGAACCUAAAUAUUUAGUGGCUUAUUCUCCUCAACUAAAUCCAGUUGAAUUGUGUUUCAAUAUUAUUAAGAAAGUAUGUAGAAAAAAGCAAGCCGAGAACAUUCGAAGAAUUAAAGUUAGUGAUUGA
Molecule: messenger RNA, 459 nt
Organism: Ambispora gerdemannii
Lineage: Eukaryota; Fungi; Glomeromycota; Glomeromycetes; Archaeosporales; Ambisporaceae
Source: the annotation of a GenBank genome assembly